AGCCUUAAAGCGUGCGAAAUUCGAGCAUCUAAAGCGAACACACCUUGAAGUAUAAAAAGUGCAUUUAAUAAUCGCGUCAUAUAUCGAUCAAACUUCAAAUUUCUUUCGAUAUAAAUAUAAUAAAAAUAAUACUCAUAAACGCCGUUUGCCGUGUAUCUGCCGAAAAUAACGAGACAGCUUCGCAGCGAUAUAUAAUAUUUAACCUUUCAUUGAUAUAGGAAAACAAUUAUUUGAAAACAAUUAUUGUAAUUUAUAUAGUUAGCAUAUAAGACGAAUUGUAAAUUGCGGAUAUGGCAUCCACAUCUAAAAAGCAUAUCACUGGUGCUGUUCGUAAGAAAAAUACAAUAAAAUUUGAGCUAACAGAAGAGCAAAAAGCUGAUAUAAAAGAAGCUUUUGAUUUAUUUGAUCCAGAUGGUACUGGAAAAAUUGCUACUAAAGAACUUAAAGUUGUUAUUAGAGCUCUGGGUAUUGAACCAACAAAAGAAGAAUUAAAAAGGCUUGUAGCGGAUGUUGAUCCAGAUGGUCUUGGCAAAUUAUCUUAUGAAGAAUUUUUAAAUAUAAUGACAGUGAAGAUGUCAGAAAAAGAUUCAAAAGAAGAAGUAUUAAGAGCUUUCCGUCUUUUCGAUGAUGAUGAUACGGGGAAGAUAUCUUUUAAAAACCUGAAAAGAGUUGCACAUGAAUUAGGAGAAAAUCUGACUGAUGAAGAAAUACAAGAAAUGAUUGAUGAAGCAGACAAAGAUGGCGAUGGGGAGAUAUCCCAAGAAGAAUUUCUGAAAAUUAUGAGAAAGGCAUGUUUAUAUUAGAUUAUUAUUGAAGUACGUAAUGUGCUUUUAAUAUGUGUUAUAUGUUCAUAAAUCCAAAAGAAAGACUGAUAUAUGUAUUAGCACAAUUAUAUAUUUUUAUCAAUAUUUUUUCAUGGUAUUUAUGUGAAUAUAUUUAGUAAGA
Molecule: messenger RNA, 945 nt
Organism: Camponotus floridanus (Florida carpenter ant)
Lineage: Eukaryota; Metazoa; Arthropoda; Insecta; Hymenoptera; Formicidae
Product: caltractin
Exons: 2
Coding region: 291-803 (170 amino acids)
Biological process (GO): mitotic cell cycle; centriole replication
Cellular component (GO): centrosome; centriole
Molecular function (GO): calcium ion binding
Source: RefSeq, a predicted model, not a curated record